Molecule: messenger RNA, 1761 nt
Organism: Gryllus bimaculatus (two-spotted cricket)
Lineage: Eukaryota; Metazoa; Arthropoda; Insecta; Orthoptera; Gryllidae
Source: the annotation of a GenBank genome assembly
AUGAUUUGUGACGGUGCUGCUAGCGGGCGCUGGCCGGCGGUCGCUAGCCCUGCGCCGUCGCCCGAGGAGGCAAAGGGAAAGAGGGCCAAGGCGAAGAAAGGCGAAGCGGAGGCGGCGAGGCCCGACAGGGCCGCUGCGGCCGACUCGGAGGCCAAGGAGUCGAAGUUGAUGGCCAAGGAGGCGAAGCCAAAUGACAUCCAGUUGAUGACCAAGGAGGUGACGCCAAAUGGCAUCGAGGUGAUGGCCAAGGAGGAAAAGCCAAAUGACAUCCAGUUGAUGGCCAUGGAAGAGAAGCCAAAUUACUUGGAGCUGGACAAGGAGGCGAAGCCAAAUGACAUCGAGUUGAUGACCAAGGAGGCGAAGCCAAAUAACAUUGAGUUGAUGACCAAGGAGGCGAAGCCAAAUGACAUCCAGCUGAUGACCAAGGAGGUGACGCCAAAUGGCAUCGAGGUGAUGGCCAAGGAGGCGACGCCAAAUGAUAUGGAGUUGAUGACCAAGGAGGAGAAGCCAAAUGACAUCGAAUUGAUGGCCAAGGAGACGAAGCCAAAUGACAUCGAAUUGAUGGCCACGGAGACGAAGCCAAAUGACUUCGAAUUGAUGGACAAGGAAACGAAACCAAACGACUUCGAUUUGGACAAGGAGACGAAGGCAAAUGACAUCGAGUUGAUUACCAAGGAUACAAAGCCAAAUAACAUUGAGUUGAUGACCAAGGAGGCGAAGCCAAAUGAUAUGGAGUUGAUGGUCAAGGAGGCGAAGCCAAAUGAUAUCCAGUUGAUGACCAAGGAGGUGACGCGAAAUGACACCGAGUUGAUGGCCGAGGAGGCGAAGCCAAAUGACAUCGAGUUGAUGGCCAAGGAGGCGAAGCCAAAUGACAUCGAGUUGAUGGCCGAGGAGGAAAAGCCAAAUGACAUCGAAUUGAUGACCAAGGAGACGAAGCCAAAUGACAUCGAAUUGAUGGCCACGGAGACGAUGCCAAAUGACAUCGAAUUGAUGGCCACGGAGACGAAGCCAGAUGACUUGGUGUUGAUGGUCAAGGAGACGAAGCCAAACGACUUCGAGUUGGACAAGGAGGGGAAGACAAAUGAAAUAGAGGUGAUGGCUAAGGAGACGAAGGACAUAAAGCCAAAUGACAUCGAGCUGGAGGCGAAACCAAAUGGCAUUGAGUUGGUGGCGAUGGAGUCGAAGAACGAGACGAAUUCAAAUGGCAUCGAGUUUAUUCCCAAGGUGUCGACGGUCCUGAAGCCGAAUGACUUCGAGCUGACAGCAAAGGAGUCAAAGGACGAGACCAAUCCAAACGACAUCGAGUUGAUUCCCAAGGAGUCAAUGGAGGACCCAAAGUCAAAUGGCUUGGCGUUGAUGGCAGAGGAGUCGAAGGACGACACGAAACUAAAUGUCAUCGACUUGAUUCCCAAGAACGGCUUUGAGCUGACAGCGAAGGAGUCGAAAGAUUCGAAGCCUCAGGAGUCGCAGAGCGAGGAGGCUGUUCGAGAGAUGGAGGCGAUCGCGGAACCGCAGGAGGAGGAGAGCUGUAACGCUUCCGAAGAGAACGCAGGGUUGUCCAACUGGCGGUGCGCGCUUAGGGGUCGUCACGAGAUACCUUGUUCGGACGAUAAGUCACUGGUAUCUCCUCCACCUUCCGAGAAAAAAGCAUGCACCACACUUACGCGGGGCGUAAUUGCGCGAGGAGUCGACCUGGCCAAGGACAUAGUUGAAGUUUCGGAGGCGGCAGAGGUGACGCCGACACCCGCAGACGACACGUAA